CCGACGAGCACCUUCCCCAUCCUCCUCCGCCCCACCUCGCGGGACACACGCCAUGGCCUUCUCCCCGCGGUCGGCGUGGUCGCGCUCCAGGAAGCCCGACAUCUACUCCACCUUCGUAGUCCACGACGACGAAGACGAUGCCCGCGGCGGUGGCUCCGCCGCGGCGGCGGAUGACGACGAGGACGACCCCUCCUCGCUGCCCCCGCUCCUCCAGCGCCUCCCCAAGGACUUCGGCGGCGCAUCCUUCGACGACGACGACCCCUACUCAGACCUCGACGACGCGUCCCUCUCAGACACCGUCGUCAUCAAGCGCGGCGCCCCCGCCUCCACCUCGUCAUCCUCCCGAUCCCCGUUCCUGGAUCUGCGCCGCUCCAGCCCCCGCGCCGCCGAGGACGACCCGUACUCUACCUUCGUCGUACACGGCACCGCGCGCUCCGGCGGCGCCUCCAGCCCGCGGGAGUCCGUCUCCGGCACUUUUAUACGCCACUCGGGUGGCUCCUCUAGUCCCCGCGAGUCCAUCUCCGGCACAUUCAUCCGCCGUACCGUUGAUCCCUCCAGCCCGCACGAGUCGUUCUCCGGAACCUUCAUUCACCGCACCAGCGGUGCCUCCAGUCCACAGGAGUCCUUCUCUGGUGCCGGCGGGGGGUUUGGGUCCUCAUUCUUGAGUCGUUCCGUCGGGCAGGCGGAGGAGGACCGGCAGCCAUCACUGCUGAUGCAGCAGCAGCAAUCAAGGCGGAAGGCAUCGGUGAGCUCUGUCCCGGAUAGCAUUGCCAGGGAGGACCCUUCAACCAAGUAUGAGCUGCUCCAUGAGCUCGGGAAAGGUUCGUACGGUGCAGUCUACAAGGCAAGGGAUCUCAGAACACAGGAGCUUGUGGCUGUCAAGAUCAUCUCCUUAACAGAAGGGGAAGAAGGAUAUGAAGAUAUACGGGGAGAAAUUGAGAUGCUACAGCAAUGCAGUCAUCCUAAUGUUGUUCGCUACUUUGGAAGUUAUCAAGGAGAAGACUAUCUCUGGAUAGUUAUGGAGUAUUGUGGUGGUGGAAGUGUUGCUGACUUGAUAGGCAUUACAGAGGAGCCCCUUGACGAACCACAAAUAGCUUAUAUAUGUCGAGAAGCACUAAAGGGUCUUGCUUACUUGCACACGAUUUUUAAAGUUCAUAGAGAUAUUAAGGGUGGCAACAUUCUACUGACUGAGCAAGGCGAGGUGAAGUUGGGUGAUUUUGGUGUAGCUGCCCAGCUGACGAGAACCAUGUCAAAGCGUAACACGUUCAUCGGUACUCCGCACUGGAUGGCACCAGAGGUCAUUCAAGAAAGUCGUUAUGAUGGAAAGGUAGAUGUUUGGGCACUUGGCGUUUCUGCAAUUGAGAUGGCAGAGGGCAUGCCACCGAGAUCCACCGUGCACCCAAUGAGAGUGAUCUUCAUGAUAUCUAGUGAACCUGCACCGAUGCUGGAGGAUAAGGAGAAGUGGUCUCUUCUCUUCCAUGAUUUUAUUGCCAAAUGCCUAACUAAAGAGCCGAGACUUCGCCCUGCUGCAAUUGAGAUGCUGAAGCACAAAUUUAUUGAGAAGUGCAACACUGGAGCUUCAAAAAUGCUGGCAAAGAUUAAGGUAGCAAAGAAGAUCACAGCCACAGUUGCCAUGCAAAACCAGCUGGCUGACCCUGACAAUGACUCAGCUGUUCGAACAAAUGAAGACUAUGGGGAAACUGUUGUGCAAAGCUCCCAGUCAAAUCACGAAACAAAUGAGGACGGUUGCGCAGGUGAUUUUGGUACAAUGAUAGUUCAUCCUGAAGAUGGUGAUGAUGUGGCUGAAUCAUCUAUUUUCCCAAGAACAGAGUUAAUACCAGGUCUUGGUAGCAUCAACUCUUUCACACAUGAUCCGAAGAGAGCUGAGCUGAUUUCAAAUUUUUGGAUGGAGAGCACAGCUGAUAGUGAUGCCAAAGAGCGGGAUUUAGAUGGACCUCCUGACACUCAAGAACCAAAAGCAGUGCCACCUUCAGCUGGAACAGUAAAAAAGCAAAAGGGUGCGGAAGGGACUAUGCCGCGCAUCGAUAGUCAAAUUAGCUCUGCGUCACCAGGUGUUGCUGGUACAUUGACAAAAUUAAACAGCAGUCCAAGCCGUAAAGCAUUUUCGGUUCAGGAUAAGCUCUGGUCAAUUUACGCUGCUGGCAACACUGUACCCAUUCCAUUUCUUAAGGCAAUUGACAUUUCACCACUAGCUCUAGUAUCGGAUAGUGUAUCAGGAAAUGGCCCGGCUGGUUCAAGUACAACUGAUGCAUUGGAGGCAGUUAGGGAGCUUUUCAGUGGUGACGGGCAGGCAAAGAAAGGGCGCAAAGGGCAAAAUGAAGUCCCUCUUCCUCCUGGUGUGCACCAUAGAUUGACCACGAGCCCUACAUUGAUGAACCUUGCCCAAGCUCUUGCUUACCAUAAGAUGUGCUAUGAGGACAUGCCUCUGCAAGAUUCACAAGCGACAGAAGAGCAGCAGACAAUACAAAACCUUUGUGAUACACUUCGGACCAUACUGAGAUUGUAGACAUCCAUGAGUAAAGAGGCCAUCGUUUAGGACUACCGCACACCUGAAGUGCUGCAUGAAGGAAAGGGGUGAUCUUGCAUUUUCUUGACAGUGGGCAUCAUGAUUCUGCUCAGCCUUGGGUUGUCUGGGAUCAAUGCUGAUUCGACUCAGAAGAGGAAAAAGCAGGCACAGCAUGGUGCAGACUGCAGAUCAACGCUGAUGGAGCUUGUGAUCUAUUUUGGUUUGCUGGUGACUCUUAAGUUGGAUGAACAUACAGGGUUCCAUUCUGGAAAUGGGAAAUUUUGUGUUGUGUUUAUAGCCUCUUGGUCUUUCCGGUGGUUUAGGGUUUUGUAUAUACAGAUUGUGUAGUCGAGUUUUGCUAAUCCAUUUUUGCGGCUCAAAUGACGAUCUGAACUAUGAUUGCAUCUUAACUGUUUCACCCCAAAUAAAUAGGAGUAAUUUCCGGGCA
Molecule: messenger RNA, 2975 nt
Organism: Brachypodium distachyon (stiff brome)
Lineage: Eukaryota; Viridiplantae; Streptophyta; Magnoliopsida; Poales; Poaceae
Product: serine/threonine-protein kinase dst1
Exons: 18
Coding region: 53-2527 (824 amino acids)
Biological process (GO): intracellular signal transduction; regulation of MAPK cascade; protein phosphorylation
Molecular function (GO): ATP binding; protein kinase activity
Source: RefSeq, a predicted model, not a curated record